UUAGCUUCUUGAGUUUCAUCCAUUGUGGAUAGGUUGCUGCACCAUGUUUACUCGUGUUGACGAAUGAUGUCCGUCUUUCUCUCUUAACAGAAUCGCAUUCUUUUGAUCUAAAAUGUAUUUUCUCAGAAACUGUUACAUUCUGAACUUACAUUUUUUCAAAAAUUGUCUAGCAAGUGUGUCUCGCUCGUCUUGCUUCUUGAUCCACAAAAUUAGACUGGUCAGUUAUUUUUUAGCCUCAGCUCUUUUUUUGAUACAUGAUUAAAAUAAAUUGACACUGCAUCACUUCCUGUGCACAGGAAGAUUUUCCCUCCACAGCGUGAGCUGACCACUUUGUUUUUUAACAGCAGUAUACUGAAGAUUUUCAGAUCUGGGACCAUCUGAGAUGAUGGGAUUCCUUACUCCUGUUCAUACUGUGGGAAGAGUUUCACUGAAUCAUCUGGACUUGCUCAACAUCAGAAAGUGCACACAGGAGAGAUGCCUUAUUCCUGUUCUGAAUGUGGUAAGUGCUUCCUGAGAUCAUAUGCACUUACUCUACAUCAGAGAGUGCACACGGGAGAGAAGCCUUACCACUGUACAGACUGUGGGAAGAAUUUUUCUCAGUCAAGUAGCCUAAAACUUCACCAGCGAAUGCAUACUGGAGAGAAGCCUUAUUCCUGUUCUGGCUGUGGAAAGAGUUUCUCUCGGUUAAUUCAUCUUACAACUCAUAAGCGAAUACAUACUGGAGAGAAGCCUUACUCCUGUUCUGACUGUGGGAAGAGUUUCACUAAAUCCUCAGGACUUGCUCGCCAUCAGAAAGUUCACACAGGAGAGAAGCCUUAUUCCUGUUCGGAGUGUGGGAAGAGUUACGCUCAGUUUGAAAGCUUAAAAGCUCACCAGCAUGUACAUACUGGAGAGAAACCUUAUUCCUGUUCUACCUGCGGGAAGAGUUUUAUGAGGUCAUGUGAACGUUCUGUUCACCGAAGAGUGCACAGAGGUGAGAAGCCUUACUCCUGUUCUGACUGUGGGAAGUGUUUCUUGAGAUCAGGUGCACUUGCUCUACAUCAGAGAGUGCACACAGGAGUGAAGCCUUACUUCUGUUCUGACUGUGGAAAGAAUUUUUCUCAGGCGGAAGGCCUAAAAUGUCACCAGCGCAUACAUACUGGAGAGAAACCUUACUCAUGUUCUGACUGUGGGAAGAGUUUUAUGAGGUCAUGUGAACGUUCUGUUCACCAAAGGGUGCACACAGGAGUGAAGCCUUACUUCUGUUCUGACUGUGGAAAGACUUUUUCUAGGGCAAAUGGCCUAAAACGUCACCAGCAAAUACAUACAGGAGAGAAACCCUACUCCUGUUCUGACUGUGAUAAGCGUUUCAGUCAUCUAAGUUCCCUCAAAAAACAUCACCAGAAACAUUUUGGAGAAUAAUAAUAUGAUUCAUCAGUGAAUACACAGAAUAGAAUACUUCAAUAACAUUUUCAAUCAAUCAAAUGUAUUUAUAAAGCCCUUUUACAACAGCAGUUGUCACAAAGUGCUUUUACAGAGACACCCGGCCUUAAACCCCUAGAAACAAAGCGUAGUGUUGAAUUUCAGUGGCUAGGAUACUUAAUCUUUCUCUGUGGGAAGAUGAUUCAUUCAAAUGUUACCGGCAGAGAGACACUGAAGAUAAUCUCUAUUUCUGUUGUUAUAGUUGUUACUGGUGCAAAUGGUUUUGGCGUGUGUCAUUUGAUGGUAUCUUUUUAAUGGUUUUCAUGUCCUGUCUAUUAAUUGCAUUAUUAGACUCCUUAUGUCCUGACUAGAACUGUAUUUCUGUGUCCUGAUUAAGGUUAUUCCCUAUACAGUUAAUAAACUAUCCAGAUCAACUGUAAGACAUGUAUGCUAAACUAAUCUACUUAAAUUCAGGAAAUGAAUAAUAGUGUUUUCUGAAUAUACGGUUAUGUAUAAUUUAACUCUAAAUGUUUGCUGGAUGUCAAUAAAUGCCUGAUAAGUGAUACCAAAAGUCUAGCUUUGGAUGGGGCCGAUUGAAUACCUGUAAGUGUGCAAAUGCCAGUUUGAUUGAUUACAGGAAUCAAGAACUUUUGUCUUAAUCUAUAUUCAUAUAUAUAUAAGUUAUUAGUGAAAGUAGAUACUGCCCCCCCUAACAAAAUAAAAAUCUGAGAUUAUGCAAAAUGAUGUUUUUCCUGCUUAUAACAUGUAUUUACUAUACAUUAUUUUUUUAAUGAUAAUUUCCUUUUGCUCUAUGAUAUUUCCUUAAUCUAAACACUCAGCGCAAACCGUAGGAUUAGGCUAUAUGCAGACAAUAUACACUCACCUAAAGGAUUAUUAGGAACACCUGUUCAAUUUCUCAUUAAUGCAAUUAUCUAA
Molecule: messenger RNA, 2337 nt
Organism: Esox lucius (northern pike)
Lineage: Eukaryota; Metazoa; Chordata; Actinopteri; Esociformes; Esocidae
Product: zinc finger protein 502-like
Exons: 2
Coding region: 475-1401 (308 amino acids)
Biological process (GO): regulation of transcription by RNA polymerase II
Molecular function (GO): RNA polymerase II cis-regulatory region sequence-specific DNA binding; DNA-binding transcription factor activity, RNA polymerase II-specific
Source: RefSeq, a predicted model, not a curated record